AUGAAUUCCAUAUUUAAACUACCUAAUGAGGUCGUUCUAAAUAUACUCAAAAAUCUCAGCACAGAGAAAGUAACUGAGCUCGUACAUUACUACAAGAAUAUAGAAUCAGCACUGCCAAUUUUGGUUUUACUCUACCAACGUCUAUUUGGUGGAGUUUUAUUGAUCCUGAAUGGGGCACCUAGGGUUGAUUUCACUAGAGAUUACGGACUAACUAUUGAUGCAUUUGAAAACAAGAUAUUGAAUGAUUGCUCAUUUGAAGGUAAAGCGUUUGAACAAGUUCGACCAAACUUGAUUGAAUUCAAAUUUACUAGGCAAACUGCCGAUUAUCACCAGUUUAUCAUUGAUUUGAAUGGGCUUCUUCAUCUUCUUGAGUCUGAUGAUCCAAAGAUAUGCAAGUACUUUGAACAUGCGCAACGAAUCAACAUUCACAUUGAUGCUCAUUUAGUUUUUAUCGAAAAUCCAGACUCACUCAAUUCAAUUAUCAUUAAGCUACUUUUGGAGCUAAGUCGACACAAUUUAACGAAAAAGAUUAACAAAUUCACGAUAAAAUCCAGUGAAAUUGGUAGUCUUUAUGUUGCCCAUUGGUCAAAACUAUUUCAAUACUUUAGUUCGUUAAGCACACUAGAUCUUUCAGAGAACCUCAUACGAAGUAACCACGAACAUUUCUUGGACGUCUGGGGGAUGCUGAAGAAGUUUCCAAGUACAUUAACUACACUAAAUAUGAACAAUAACAUGUUGACCUACAUUUCGAAAGAUUUCAUUUACAACCUACCCCCGAGUCUAGAAGUUUUGUUGAUGAACCAAAAUGAUGUUGAGAUCAUUGAACCUUGUGAUUUGCUGCAACCAUUACCUCAAUUAAGGAACUGGAGUUUAAACUAUACUAAAUUGUGUGUUCUCAGUCCCACCAUGUUUAAAAAUUGUGGAAAGGAUUUCGUAUUGGAAAUCAAAUCAACUUAUUUGCCGGAUAAUGAUUUAGAAAAGUUGCAUGCGAUUGCAAAGCAUCGUGGGUUCAAGAUUCUUCUUUAA
This is a messenger RNA of Lodderomyces orthopsilosis Co 90-125, 1026 nucleotides long. RefSeq lists its product as uncharacterized. The record is from RefSeq and is a predicted model, not a curated record. Bases 1 to 1026 code for a protein of 341 amino acids. NCBI's taxonomy places the organism in Eukaryota, Fungi, Ascomycota, Pichiomycetes, Serinales, Debaryomycetaceae. The transcript has a single exon.